Messenger RNA from Toxotes jaculatrix (banded archerfish), 6355 nucleotides. RefSeq names its product rho GTPase-activating protein 23-like. Gene Ontology annotation, molecular function: protein binding. Gene Ontology annotation, biological process: signal transduction. The record is from RefSeq and is a predicted model, not a curated record. NCBI's taxonomy places the organism in Eukaryota, Metazoa, Chordata, Actinopteri, Toxotidae. The transcript is spliced from 24 exons. Bases 292 to 4914 code for a protein of 1540 amino acids.
UCCUAUGAUAUGUUCUCUCCUUCUGUGUUAGUUGAAAAGAAAGAGGAUUACACACAGGCUGAGAAGAAGGCGAAGAAAGAGAGUGUUUUUCUAAGAGCAAGCGUUUGAGGGGACGGUGCUGUCACACAGGAGGAGGAGGAAGAGGAAGAGGAAGAGGAGGUGAUGUGUGUGUGAAGUGUGUGAAGUGAACCCUCACCAUCAGAGUCCCACCAUCAGCUACACACAGAGCCAGUCUGAGGUUUAACAAGCCAUGCUGAGGACCAGGAGCCAGUCGAAGUCCUGCUGAACACCAUGGCACAGGCUAAAGGGCGGAGGGAUGGCAUGGUGUCAUCCAAUGAGAACAGGCGCCGGCCGCUGUCAUCGGGUGAGGUGGAGGGCGUGUCGUGGCGGGGCCCCCGGACCAUUUCCCUCCAGAAGAACUCGCAGGGAUUCGGCUUCACCCUGCGACACUUCAUCGUCUACCCACCAGAGUCCUCCCUCCACAGCUUCAAGGAUGAGGAGAAUGGAAAUGCCACUGGAACAGCAGGUUGUCAGCGGUCUCGUUUGGAGCCAAUGGACACCAUCUUUGUGAAGAGUGUCAAAGAAAAUGGCCCUGCCCAACAAGCUGGACUGUGUACAGGAGACAGGCUGGUGAAGGUGAAUGGGGAGAGUGUUCUUGGGAAAACCUACUCUCAGGUGAUCGCACUUAUCCAAAACAGUGAAAACAUUCUGGAGCUCUCUAUUAUGCCAAAAGAUGAGGAUGUGUUGCAGUUGGUAAGUGCAUACUCCCAGGAUGCCUACCUGAAAGGGAAUGAGCCAUAUUCAGGAGAGGCCCAGAACCUCCCUGAGCCUCCGCCUCUCUGUUACCCACCCACCAAACCUGCCUCCGCAGCUCCCCAGCCCAGCAACAACCUCCAAAACCUCCUGGACAACUGGCAGUGCCGACCUGGCCCCACCUCCUCGCCGCUGGAUAACCACCCCCCUGCUGCUUCUACCCCCUCCUCCGGCUGGCCCAAGGGUCCCGAGGAUUCCAGUGUCCAUGUUUCCCCGUCGGGGCGGCACCAUGGCCGCUGCUCUUCAGCCAUCAGCGCGCUGGACUUUCACUUUGCUAACCACAAUGCUGCCAUUGCCUCUGCCACACUGCCAGCGCCAAGGAAGAGCAGCCUGCCAGCCUCUGCCCGUGCCCAUACCGAUGCCCUUUGCCACCAGGCUCUUUCGGAGUGGUACUACAGCCAGGCUGAGGCUGCAGAGCGCAUGUCCCCCCGCCACCGCAGUAUUUCUCAGGACCGUUUAGUGGAGCUGGGGCUGGGGUUGGCUCUCGGCCCCGGACCUACGUCUGCCCCCACAGCGUCUUCAGAGCAACGCAGAAGAGAAACCCACCUGUACCACCACCAGGCAGCUGCUGCUUCCCAUGAUUCCUAUUGGCUAGGUGGCUGGGGUGGCGUAUCAGGACCAGGAAGCAGGUCGUGCUCAGAGAGCCUGCUGGCAGCCUAUGCAGAAUACGAGCACAACUAUGGGCGUUCAGUGGAAACACUAGCACAAGCCUCUGCGCUGGUCUUACCAUGCAAUGAACACACUUCACAAAGCUCCCAGACGAAAAAAUUCAGUGAGCAGGCAGACCAGAAAGCCUCAGGAGGGUAUCAGCACCAAAACACAGUGGCAUCCCCCGUCAAAACCUCCUCCACAGUGCCUCCCAGUGGCAGGCAGUCGGGUCAGCAGGUAGCUGAACCCCAGACAAGGCGAGUAAAAGAGGAGGAGGUGGUGGGUUACAAAAGCUACAGUCCUUCUUUCUCCCACAAAGCUGGCCACCUGCUCCAGCAGGCCCAUUCCUUCAGAGAGCCCAGCUACAGCGGCCCCCACCUCAACUGGAGCCCCAGCAGCAGAGGCAGCCCUUCGGACAGUGAGGUGGGGGUGGUACCCAGGCCUCAGUCCACACCUGCCGUGUCUGCGUCAGAGGAGGAGAGAGUCCAGCUGGGUGAAGACAGGGAGGUCAUCUCUCCCAUCUCCCUGAAUCAAGAGGUGGUCCUUAGGCAGAAGCCUCCUACAGGCCGCCGGACCCCCGUUCAGACUCUUCGGCAUCCCCACUACACAACACAUGUGGAGUCACCGGAGCCCCCUGCAUUGAUGCCUUUACCGGGGACCCCGUCUCCUGUCUCUGUGGGGUCUGGCCCCCACCACAGGGCCAACGGUAGCCCGGCACAGCAUGCAUACGAUUCCCUGUCCUCUAUUCCCUUCAUAGAUGAACCCACCAGUCCUAGUACUGACCUACAGGCCUGCUAUGUACCAGCCUGCUCUGUGGUGUUCAGUUCCCAGGCCUCCACUAUGGCCACCCUCACUUCCACCUCUGUCUCCCCCACCCUCUCCUCCAUCUCCUCCUUUGUCCGACUUCAUUCUCAGGACUGCAGCAGCAUUAAAGGCCGUCGCUCCUCUUACCUUCUGGCCAUCACCACCGAGAGAUCCAAGUCCUGCGACGAGGGGCUCAACACCUUCAGGGAAGAAGGCCGUGUCUUCUCCAAACUACCAAAAAGAGUCAAGAGCUUCUUCACUGACGGGUCUCUGGAGACCCUGCGAGCUCAGGAGGAGGCCCGGUCCAAGCGCCACUCCACCUCUGAACUGGGGACCAUCACUUUCAGUGAUGUUCGCAAGGAGGGCUGGCUACACUACAAACAGAUCCUCACAGAGAAGGGAAAGAAAGUCGGCGGUGGCAUGCGGCCUUGGAAACGCGUCUUCUCCGUGCUCCGUUCCAAUUUGCUCUUCCUCUACAAGGACAAGCGAGAGGCGGUGCUUCAUGGGGCGGGGGCGGGGCCCAGCCAGGAUGAGCAUCCCCCCGUCAGCAUCCGCGGCUGCCUGAUCGACAUCGCCUACAGCGAAACCAAGCGCAAGCACACCCUGAGGCUCACCACGCAAGACUUCUGUGAGUACCUGCUGCAGGCCGAGGACAGGGAUGACAUGCUGGCCUGGAUCAGGGUCAUCAGGGAGAACAGCAAGACCGACAACGAGGAGAUUGGUUUCUCAAGACAGGCUCUCAUCAAUAAGAAGCUGAAUGAUUACAGGAAACACAGUCUGACAGGUAACAAGCCGGAUUCCUCUCCCAGAGUCCACCGCAUGAUGCCUCCCUUCCUCCUGGCUAAGACUGACAACACCUCAGUGAACCGCGCCUCCAGAACCGAUGAUAACAAGGCACUGUGGGGCAUCAACAUCAUGAAGAAAGCCAAGAAAACAGGCAGUCCGAAGGCUUUUGGCGUGCGACUGGAGGACUGUCAGCCUGCUGUCAACCAUAAAUUUGUCCCUCUGAUCGUGGAGAUGUGCUGCGGCGUGGUGGAGGCGACCGGCCUGGAGUACACGGGCAUCUACCGUGUGCCUGGGAACAACGCCAUGGUGUCCAACCUUCAGGAGCAUCUCAACAAGGGCAUGGACAUCAACACUGCAGAGGAGAGGUGGCAGGACCUGAACGUAAUCAGCAGCCUGCUGAAGUCAUUCUUCCGAAAACUGCCUGAGCCUCUGUUUACCGAUGACAAAUACAAUGACUUCAUUGAUGCCAACCGGAUAGAAGACGGAGAGGACAGACUGAAGACCAUGAAGAAACUGAUUCACGACCUCCCAGAUCACUAUUACCACACCCUCAAGUUCCUGGUGGGCCACCUCAAGAGGGUGGCAGAUCACUCUGAAAAGAAUAAGAUGGAGCCAAGAAACUUAGCUCUGGUGUUUGGUCCCACUCUGGUGAGGACGUCAGAGGACAACAUGACCGACAUGGUCACUCACAUGCCUGACCGCUACAAAAUAGUGGAGACGCUUAUCCUGCACUAUGACUGGUUCUUCAGUGAUGGAGAGCUGGAUAAGGAAGAGAAGGCCCCGGAGGAUAAGCCGGACAUGCUGCCUGUGCCCAACAUCGACCAUCUGCUGUCCAACAUCGGCAGGCCUGGCAUGCCAGGAGAGGCAUCAGAUUCCACCACCAGUGAUUCAUUUAAGCCAAAGCAUUCUUUGGGCCCCAAGAAAGACCUGAACGCCAGGGACUUCCUGCCCAAGUCCAUCAUCUCUGCUGUGACCCGCAAACGUAAGAAAAGUCUCAGUACCCACUUGCUGGGCAGCAGCGCCGACGAGGACUCCGAGCACGAGCCAGUCAAAGCCAGCAACUAUGGGGAAGGAGGGGGAGGGGAAGAGGAAGAGGCCAGAGGAGAGGAGGAGGAGGAGGCAAUCAAGGGAGAACAGGUAAUUCUUAAAAAAGACAAAUGGGAUGAAAAGGGAAAGGAUGUGAAGGAUGGUGAGAGCACAGAGGUGGGAGAGGAAGAGGCUGAAAAGGACAAAGAGAAGGGAGCAGGCAAUGGCACAAAAAAUGUUGAAAGGGAGACACUGCAGCUUCGACCAAACAGUUUUCUAUACUCACACCAUCAAAUCCAUGCCACAUACCCAAGACCCUCACCUGUUAUUAAACCUCCUUCCCACUUGAGACCUGACAGUCUGGCAAAACAGCGCCCCACGGUCCCUUUCUGGAUCUCGCCCACCAGGCCUCCCAGCCUCUGCCAGGCUUCCAGCUUUCAUGGGAUCCAGCAGUCAGACUGGAACCAACCAGCUCCAGUCCGCUACAGGAAGACCAGGGGUGGGAGGACGAGGACUAUGUCCAUGAAUCUGGAUCUUGAGCUGGGUAGGAAUGAGGACAGAGUCAGAGGACGGAGAGCAGAGAGGGUGGAGGUUAUCAGAGUCAUUGAGGGAGCAUCAGGUGUUGGGGUUCCUCAGGGAUCAAUUGUAGGCCCCAAGCAAGUUCAGAAAAUAGAUCCCCUCCCUCAUCUUUCCCAGAGGGCUCUGCCUCUCUCCUCCUCUUCCUCAGGAUGGAUAGAUCAGUGCUCCCCAGGAUCUUCCACUGUGGUCCUGAGGAGAUCGGCCCGGGACACACGGGACAAAAUGAGAGCAUGGCGUCGUCAUACAGUGGUAGUUUAACCCGACUGUUUCUGUCUACUAAUGCAGUACCGAGUUCUUGCCGUUUACUCGCAAACCCCCGGAUCACCUCUGUCACUGUCUAAAGCCAAGUGUCCGUCGUGCUACUGAGGGAUCUCUACUGUCUGAAGACUCUUCCCUCUUGGAUUUUUAUUAGCAGUAAAGUUGCAGAUGUGAUCCCACGGUAAAGGAUUUAUUUGAUGCUGUGAGCAGCUGUUGAGUUUCAUUCCAAAGUGAGAUCACCAGCAUUCGAAACACACGAAUCUUACUCUGAAAUCCAUACCGAUGAUAUUCACUUUGAAUCCUUUACUUAUGAAAUGACUGAAAAAGUGAAAAUCAAAUGAAGGCACAGUCACACCAGAAAGCGGAACAGUGAAGUUCAUCCACGAGUGUUUGUCAAAUACUGUAGUUGGUUCUAGAAACAUUCUGAUGUAGGGUAGAUCUGCAAGACCUAGCUGGUGAGCGGACUGCUAACAGGCUAGCAUUAGUCAGUCGCAAUAGUUCUCUGGGCAGCAUUUUAGUCGAUUGUUAGCUGGUUUGCUAACAGGACAAUAUGUUCACAGUUUAUAACCAGAACUAUCAAGGUCAUUUGCUAUUGGUCGGUGAUACCAAUGAAAAUAUUUGGGAGUAGUCCUAAAGUAAUGUGCAGAUUUACUUGACGAGUAAAUCUACUUUGAUCCAACAGGGAUUUGCAGCAACAUUCCGUUGAAAUAAGUUCAGAUAAAUUGAUUUUGCUGCAGAAUUAGUUUUACAUUCUGGUGUGUCUGGGCCUUUACGACAAUACAUGCUCACAGGACAGUUUAAACAAAGCUGCAUUCAGAUACGCAGAGCUGCAAAUCAAAAACAGAGCAGUGUGUUUGAUUGCAGAUCAUUGUUCAAAAGAGGGAACAGAGAUCAUCCUUGUAAACAGCUGUCCAAGAACAGUGCUCCUGUUCCUCGAACCACCGUUGAAGUAACCCUUCUGAAAUGACAAGAAGACCUUCAACCAAUUAAAGCCUCCGUGUGAUCUUCAAAUGGUAUUUGUUUGAAGAAAACUGAAGGAAUCCCAGUGAGAAUUGGUGCAGUCUGUGUCCGACAGUGUCAGAGUGAGGAACUGGAAAGUCCUGAACACAGCUGCUGCUGCUGCUGUUGUUCCAGACAAACCUCCACCAGCAAACGGUUCAGCAGGAUCAUCGGCCAUGUUUUUCACUACUAACUGACUGUGCUGUACAAACGCUGGUGUUGCCCCCUAAUGUUUUGUUUUUUUUUCCUUUUUUACUAAUGAUGCCUUUGAUGGUAUCCACAUGGGCAAAUAUAUGCAGUUUCAGUUUACUCCUCAGCCCUUUACAAGCUCUUCCAACUCCUCCUGUGGAUCUACAUGGACCUUCAGUAAUCCACCGGAGAAUUAAAAAAAAAAAAAACAACUCACACUCUCUGGACCAUGUGACUGGGGCAUUACGCCAAA